This is a messenger RNA of Prorocentrum cordatum, 921 nucleotides long. Lineage: Eukaryota; Dinophyceae; Prorocentrales; Prorocentraceae. The record is from the annotation of a GenBank genome assembly.
AUGGGCAUGCUGCCCGUGAGGGAGUUCGACCCGGCGGCCUGGGCAGCUUUGCAGGUUGGGGAGCGCAUGGUGGCCUACGUGCACCACAAGCUGAAGCACACAGGCAAGAUCAACAUGAGCACGCGGCCCUCCCCGAAGCCUCGAGAGCGCUGGGACGCGAUCGUCUGCGACGGGCAGACGCCUUACGCGGGCAUCGUGACAUCCACGAGCUGGCACGGAGUCUUCGUCGACGUAGGAUGCGAGUGCCACGCGAUCCUGCCGAUCCCCAACGCCUCCCCAGAGGCCAGGUCCCGGCUCGAGGCACUCAAGGUCGGCGACGCGGUAACCGUAUACGUCGUGCAGAAGCGCAAGGAGAAUUGGAAGGUGACCCUCUCGCUGGACCCCUGCGAGGAGCCCCUCCGCAGCUGCGAGGUCCUCUGCGCCGACGGCCAGACCGCCUACCCGGGCACGGUGACGGCGCAGACGGACCUCGGCGCGUGGGUGGACAUCGGCUGCGAGAGGCCAGGCCUGGUGUCGCGGCAGUACCGCGCCCUGCCUGGCACGUGCGCAGAGAGGCUGGACGAGUUGCAGGUCGGCGAGCGCGUCGAGACCUACGUGUACCUGCGCAACCCCGCCAACGGCCGGCUCAUUCUCGCGCUCGAGCCUAGCCCUACUCCCCGCCUGCAGCUGGGCCAGGUGCUCGGGGAUCGGCAGGGCCAGUACACCGGCUGCGUCUACCGGGUCAAGUACGACUGGGCCUUCCUCGACUUCGGCUGCGAGGCGAGCGGCAUGCUGGCCCGGCCGGGCAGCGGCGCGUGGCCCGCGGUGGGGCAGGAGCUGCCGGUGUGCCCCGUCGGCCUGGACGAGGAGACGGGCUGCGUGGUGAUGGAGCGCGCGCGGCCGUCGCCGCCGCCGCGCGCGGCGCCGAGCGAGGCGGCGUAG